AUGGUUCUGGACAUGGAGGCACUGCGGUGUUCCCUCCAGAACAAGCCGUUCUGCACUAAGGAAAAGUCUCUGCUUCAGAUGAUCCAACAGUUUGAGGCCAUCCAACUUCAACAGCAGAACCUGCUUGAGACAGCGAGAGGCCUUAUGACAUUCAACCUGAAGGUUCGUUUCUCCGAAGAAAGACGCGACGCUAUAGACAUCGCCGUGGAGGCCAAGCCCUUCGACACAGUUUCGGCCGUUAUCGAGCGGCUUGCAAGUAGCCUCAGAGUUCCUUUCAGACGACGCAGCAUCGCCAAG
This is a messenger RNA of Symbiodinium sp. CCMP2456, 297 nucleotides long. The record is from the annotation of a GenBank genome assembly. NCBI's taxonomy places the organism in Eukaryota, Dinophyceae, Suessiales, Symbiodiniaceae.